UAUAUAAUUUAUUUUAUUAUUAUUUACCUGUUAAUUAAUUAUUUCUUCAAAUUUUACUUAGAGUAUUUUAAUAGGUAUUUGUUUUGGUUACAUUGAAUAUUGGUUAUAAAGUAAUAGGUAUUUCCCUGAAAUGAGCGAAGAAAUUUUGUACAUCGUAUCGGAAUACGUUCAAUGGCAUGAAACUAUAGAUUUGAAAAAAUCUUCCAAGAAAAGUUCUUUAGGUAUUGUUGAUUACAUCAGUGCAUAUACAUAUUUACCCUAUUUUUCUUCAAAAACAUCUAUUUCAAAUGAUCCAACGUGGAAGUUUUGUAUUGGAGGCAAUGGUCAAGUUUUAUCUGUUGUGCAACAUAAUACGCUAGAAAUGCGUACAGAAAAACAUUAUAAUAAGAUUUUAGCUAAGGCAACAUUGCCUGAUGUAAUAUCAAAUGAUUUAUACCCAUCAAAAAGAGUAUUGUCGUGGAGUCCAGAUUGUUCAAUUUUUGCAAUUGCCACUACACAUGGUCACAUUGCUUGUUAUGAUCUUUUAGCCUCAAAUUUAUUUGUUAUUAAGUCUAUCCAAAACAGUAUUAAACAACCUACCAAUAGUAUAUUUGCCAAAGAAAUGGUAUUUUUAGAUUUGCGGACACGUUCUUCAAAAUGGUCAUAUGAGCUUAUUUUAAUUGGUGCUAAUGGAUCGUUGACUAGCUAUGCUGUAUCACCUGUGUAUGGUUAUCAAAUUCAGCAUACGUUUAAUUUUAUUCAAGUACUAGGUGCUUCGUUAUUGACAUCUGUCACAUCAUGUUUAGAUUUAUCUUAUAUAAUUACAUCUUCAAAUAUACAAAAUAAAUUGGACUUAAAUGAUUCUGGUUUAAAUUUAUGGUCAAUAAUUUCAUAUGAGCCAUAUUACAAUCCAGUUUUAUCUUCAAGUAUUAUACAGGAUGGGUUUUUAUCUAGGUUUAUUAAUACGAUAUUUCGUAAAAACAAUAAAUAUAUUAUUAAAAUGAGCUUAUCUCCUUCAUCUACAUUGUUAGCGUGUUUAUAUGGAACCAGAACAGUUAGCAUUUGGAAUUUUCCAGAAAUAAGUAUUUGCAAGAAUUGGUCUAUAAAUGAUCAAAAAGAGUUGGGUGGCAUUGUCGAUAUUGAGUGGUGGUGUAACGAGCUUCUAAUUUUGGGUUGCUUUGAUGGCACUCUUAUCAUUUGCCGUGAAAAAGGUCAACAGAGUGUAGUUAUUACUAAAAUGAAUCCUUUUAAUUUCAAAUUAUGUGGUUCAUAUAAUAGCAAUAAUUUUGUUGUUGCUGAUUAUGAAACAAUAGAGUCUGUCAAUAAUUCUCAGGAUUGUAGUGUAAAUGCCAAACCAGCUACAGCUAAUGUGUACAAAUUAAUUGCUGUAACCAAAACUACUCCUCAAGAAUUACUCAUGAAAAAAAUACAGGAAAAGCAAUAUGAUGAUGCAUUACAACUUGCAUUGAAAUAUAAUUUAGAUAAAGAUUUAGUUUAUAAACAUCAAUGGUGUAAUAGUUCAGUUCUAGAAGAAACUAUUAAUAAUAUUUUGAGCAAAGUAUCUGAUAAACAAUGGAUUAUAUACGAGUGUUGCAAUAGGGUUUCUGAAACAUUAACUGGAGCAAAGCAAUUGAUCGCAUAUGGUUUAGAAAUAACGGAUUUCUCUGCAUACCUAAGUAUAGAAUCUAGAAACACUGUAGGUACAUUUAGUCAAGAAGGUAAAGAAUUUAUCAUAUCAAGAUUAAAACUUUUAAAUUACUCUGAUAAACUAACUACUUAUGAAAUGAUCUUAAAAAAAAUGGAUGGUAACAGUGAAGCUCUUUACAGCGCUCAAACUUAUAAACAUCUUAGGGAAUUGAGUCCUUUACAGUGGGCUAUGCAAUUAGCUAGACAGUGCCAAGUUGACGCAGUUUCUAUUGUUUUUACCUACUACAGUGAUCAUGUUCUUCCAUAUUGGUUGGACAUAUUGAAUGAUUUUCCAGAGACACUAAUGCUCAAGUUAUACAGACAUUUAUUGCCAGUAUGGGAUCCAUCUGAAAAAAAAGUGAUACUUUUAGAAUCAAAAAUCUUAAGAGAACUUGAUUGGUGUGAGUCUGAUAGAUUUAAAUUAUUAACUGGCACUUUUGAGAAUAUAAAAACUGUAUUUUUAACUGAACACGAUCUCAUUCAUUGGUAUACAAUAAGAAUUAGAAAUAUUGAGUUAUGUACAAGAUUAGUUCAACAUACAUUAGAAAUGGCUACCAUUGCUCGUGAAAACAACAUUAAGGGAUUAGAACAGUUGCAUGAAGAUUUAUCCGUUCUAGAAGUCUUGGUAUAUGAAGUCGGCUUAGAGAAUAUGUUCUUGGAAGAUAUUGAACAAUUGAACACCCUAGAAAAAGCAUCAUUGUUUAUGUCAAAAUGUGAUGAAAAUUUAUUCUUGAAUAAUUUAACAAACUAUUUCUUACCAUUUAUUCAAACUAAAGCAAAUACAUUUUAUUUGUUGGAACAAUAUCUAAUACAGACAAGUCAAAGUUGUUUAAAAAAAUUGUCACUGUAUUUUGAAUAUGUUCAAAUUAAUGGUUGGUGCAUAAAUAUAUCAGAUGAAACAAAAAUAGAUCUAGGACUUAAAUGCAUUUAUACUUAUACAGGAACUGAUCAAUUAGAUGAGGCACAAAGCAUAGUUUUGUCAUUGUUAAAAAGUAUAAAAAACACUAUUGAAAACAAACCUAGUAUUAAAAAACUUGAAGAUACAAGGCAAAUUAUAAAUGCUUCAAAAUUAUUACUUACAUAUGGUAUUAGACAUCCUCUCAAAGUGUUAAUUGACAAUUUAACCAAUAGUGAUUUUUUUCGAAAAGUCAUAAUAUCUAUUUGUGAAUAUACAUCAAUAAAAAAUCAAACUGAAAAGUAUUGGUCAAAUAUACUUAGUGAUUUGUUAAAAAUAGCAGAGUUUUGUUUUCCAACACUUUCAACUGAAAUAUGUUAUGAGGAGUAUGUAAAAAUGCUGUUGGGUAGUCAAAAUCAAAAAAUAAUACCAUUGAGUAAAGAUAUUUUAUUGGGUAAAUUACCAGUGCAUUUGAGUUUAAAGCUUGUUAAAGAUUCAUUUUAUAUGUAUUUUGAUCAAUCAAAGUCUUUUAAUGAUGCAUCAAUGGCCUUAGCAAAAUUAUGUUUACAAAUUAUACCUGAUGUUGAAGAUUUACUAGUACACGAAUGGAAUUUAAUUUCUGCUAUGACAAUAUUUAAUACUCUCAGUACCAAAUUACUUCCAGUCCAAGUGCGUCAAUGUAAAAAUAAAUGGAAAUUGAUUGACAUUACUUUAUCUUCUAAACCAAACAAUUACACAUUAUUGAAAAAAUUGAUAACAUUAGCUAGCAAGUUAGAUAUUAGAUGUCAUGAAAACUUUAUUUCUACCGAAUCUAAUAUUUUAUUCAAAUGUGCUAUGGCUGCAUAUCAAGUUAAUGAUUUGAAAUUUGCUUCUAAAAUAUGUGUUCAAUUGAUGGACAAAAAUGAACCAUCAGUAUGGCCAUUAUGCAUUGAAUUAGGAGUACAUAAUGAUAUUAUUGAUAUUAAUUUGAAAAUAAAAGUAUUGUCAUUUGCUGUGCUUAAUUGUCCUGUGGAAAAAAUUGUUUCAAUUAUUGAAUUAAGGAAAUUGUUGGAGAACGAAAAUACUGAACAAUUAACUGGAUUUGAUUCUCAAUUAGAUGUUCCAAUAAUUAAAAAUAUCAAUUAUCUUGCUGUAUCAAAUAAUGAUAGUUCAUUACAUUUAAAUUGUUCUAAUUGUGUUGAAGUUGGACUAUCACAUGAUGAGUUAUUGUCUAAUUUAAGUGAAUUGCUUACAAUCUCUUAUAAUCAUUCAAAUUAUGACAAAGUUUUGGCUAUUUAUGGUUUCAAAUAUCUUGGAUAUGAUUCAAAAAUGUCAGUAUUAUGUUUUUUGCAUAUAUCAGACGAUGAUAUUGUAGAUGAGUGUUUCAAUCAUUGCGAAGGUGUUCUUAGUACUAAACUAGCCCUAUAUAUUUAUGCAUUACGUUAUGCACAUAAAUUUAUGGUUGAUGUUGAUAUUUUCAAAUUACCUACUGAUCAAUUAAUUAAAGAAGUUAUGUCUGAUCUUGAUGUUAAAUCUUCAGUAUUUGAUCCGAAAAAAGAACAAUAUUUACGUAAAUAUGCAUUGUUGUAUAGUAAAUGUGCAAAAGGUUUGGAUUUGAAUGUAAGCCCAGAAGAAAUGAACAAAGAACUUAUAAGAAUGGCUAGAACUGGCCAAAUAAAACAUCUGGAAAAUGCACUGGAAAUAUGCAGUAGGCAAUCAUUAGAUAUAAAUGAUAAAUUACUGUUAGAAUUUUUAAAACAUUGUGUACACACAAUACCUGCAAGAAAUAUUGAAGAAAUCUUAACAACAAUGACAUUUAAUAGUUUGAUUCAAAAUAACCAACAAUUUAAUAAUAGUCUUAUGCUCGAAGUUUAUGAAGACGUGCCAGGAACUAACCAUAAUGUUUUGAUUGCUUACUAUACUGUUUUAAAUUUUAUCAAUCCUAAUGAUCAAAGGCAGUUUGAAGAUGAUAUGACACCUAUUCAACAUAUUAAACUGCUGAAGAGAGUUCAUAGUACUAUUCCAGAUAUUGAUUACAAGUUAUUGUUAAACCCUGAAACUACGUAUGAAACAUUUUCCAUAGCCCAACAAACCGGGUGUAGCGCUCCUGUACUAAAUAGGUUGUUAAAAAGUCUACCAGAGAAAAUACAACUUUGUAUUAAACUAUCUCGCUCUACAUCUUCAGUGUCUGAUGACUGCCAAGAUAAUAUAGAUUUCAACCAGUUAAUAGAACAGAUUAAAUCACCAGCUGAUGUUGAUAAAAUUGUUAAGCUUUUAUCCCAGACAAAAGAUUUUAAUGAAAUAUGGGUUGAAGCUGUGAAGCGGUUAUUAGUGUUUCAACCUCAUGAGUUUCGAAUCUCAAUAUCUGUACUAAAAUAUACCUGUAGUAAACACAAUUUCACUAAACAGGAAUUAGAAGAUUUAAGUAGUAUUCCAAAUGUAAACAAUAUUUUACUUUAUUUACUGUAUUUAUUAUCUGGUGAAAGUUCUGUAGAAGCAGCUGCUAUAAGUUAUUUUCAAACUAACCACGAACUACCUGAUUUGGUAUUGGACACUAUUCUUGAAUAUGGUCUGGUAGAACAAUUGGUUGAUUGUGAAGAGAUGAUGAACAAUCUUACACGUCGAGCAUUAGCCGGAAAUAGUGGAAAGAAUUGUCGAUUAGUCUGUGAGCAGUUAGCAUCUACUGGGCGUAGUUUGUUGGCUGGUUCAUUAUAUUUAACUCAUAAUAAUGUGCCAUCUGCAUUGAGAACCAAUGUGGCUGCAAGAGAAAUAUCUGAAAGUUAUUUAGGCAGAAAUACUAAAGAUAAGUGAUAUAUUUAUGUGUUGUUAUUUAUGAAUGAUUAAUGCAAUGCAUUCAGAAAUUUUUAUUUAUUAAUUGUAUUUUGUAUUUAUUAUGAUUUGAAGAAUAAAUAAAAUUAUAUAAAUGUA
Molecule: messenger RNA, 5467 nt
Organism: Melanaphis sacchari
Lineage: Eukaryota; Metazoa; Arthropoda; Insecta; Hemiptera; Aphididae
Product: neuroblastoma-amplified sequence-like
Exons: 33
Coding region: 131-5350 (1739 amino acids)
Biological process (GO): retrograde vesicle-mediated transport, Golgi to endoplasmic reticulum
Cellular component (GO): Dsl1/NZR complex; endoplasmic reticulum membrane
Molecular function (GO): SNARE binding
Source: RefSeq, a predicted model, not a curated record